This is a messenger RNA of Acipenser ruthenus (sterlet), 4979 nucleotides long. RefSeq names its product pyridoxal-dependent decarboxylase domain-containing protein 1-like. Gene Ontology annotation, molecular function: carbon-carbon lyase activity; pyridoxal phosphate binding. The coding region runs from base 225 to 2666 and encodes 813 amino acids. Lineage: Eukaryota; Metazoa; Chordata; Actinopteri; Acipenseriformes; Acipenseridae. The transcript has 24 exons. Gene Ontology annotation, biological process: carboxylic acid metabolic process. The record is from RefSeq and is a predicted model, not a curated record. Gene Ontology annotation, cellular component: intracellular membrane-bounded organelle.
CCUCACGCCGACGUUACUUGAGUUGAGCCGCUGCUUGGUAACGACGUGAGACGUCAACGCUGCCAGCGUGGAAAAGACAAGCUGCUCCAGGAAGUAAACGAACUCUUCGGCCGUGCAGAAGAGAGUGUCAGUGAACCCGAAUUAUAAUAUCAUCGAAAUAUCAGACAAAUCCAUAACACGUGUACAUAAACUGGACGACCGGUUUGUCCCUACCUGCCGUCAGCAUGGACACAUCGUUUCAGCAGAUUAUGGUGGAUCCCACUUUAGCUGAGAUGGGGAAGAACCUCAAUGAAGCCAUGAGGAUUUUGGAAGACGGUCACAGGGAGCGUGAGGAGGAUAAAGAGAAGCGAAGGCACAGCAGGAAGGAUAUUCCAGGACCACUCCAAGGCAGCGGACAGGAUGUGGCCCAUAUACUUCAGCUGGUACAGAACCUCAUGCAUGGGAAUGAAGAUGAGGACUUGCAGUCUCACCGCAGGAUGCAGAAUGUGGGAGAGCAGGGUCACAUGGCCUUGCUGGGGCACAGUCUGGCCGCCUACAUCUCGGUGCUGGACAAGGAGAGGCUGCGCAAACUGACCACUCGCAUCCUGUCCGACACCACCCUCUGGCUCUGCAGACUCUUCAGGUAUGAGAACGGUUCAGCCUAUUACCACGAGGAUGACCGGGAGGGGCUCCUGAAGGUGUGCCGGCUCGUUAUCCACUCGCGCUUUGACGACUACAGCACAGAGGGCUUCAACAUGCUAUACAACAAACAGCCUGUCAUCUACCAGAGCGCCGCCUGCAGGUCAGGCCUGGGACAGCAUCUCUGCAACCAGCUGGGUCUGCCUCUCUCCAGCCUCUGCACAGUCCCCUGUAACACCAUGUUUGGCUCCCAGCACCAGAUGGAUGUUGCUUUGCUGGACAGACUCAUUAAAGAUGAUAUGGACUCUGGGAAGCUGCCCUUGCUACUUAUAGCUAACGCUGGCACUCCCGCUGCAGGCCACACUGACAAGCUGGGCCGUCUGAAGGAGCUCUGUGCCCAGUACAGCAUGUGGCUUCAUGUCGAGGGAGUAAACCUGGCAACCCUGGCUUUGGCAUACGUCAAGUCCUCGGUAAUGGCCGCCACUAAGUGUGACAGCAUGACCCUGACCCUGGGACCCUGGCUGGGGCUGCCAGCCGUGCCUGCGGUCACGCUGUACCGUCAUGAGGACCCCUCCUUGUCGCUGGCAGCGGGCCUGAACUCCAGCCAGCCUGUGGAGAAGCUGCGUGCGCUGCCGCUCUGGCUGUCCCUGCAGUACCUGGGGCAUGAUGGCAUCGUGGAGCGCAUCAGACACGCCUCCCAGCUGAGCCAGAGACUGUUAGAUCAUCUGACAAAGCAGACAUCUAUUACAACAGCGGGGCUGGUGGCUCGUUCGGGGGUCCCUCCUGUCACUACGGGCUCACUCGGGGACAUCCUGGGUACUCUAAUCCUGUCCAUUGUGGAAGAUGAUUUAAACUCCCCGGUGGUUGUCUUUCGGUUUGCACAGACAGAUGCUAACUCAGCUCAGAGUGGGGGUCCACUAGAGACAUUUCACAGCAGUGACCGAGAGAUUCUGGACGCCCUGAACCGAUGGCUGGGAGAGCAGUUGGCCCUGCUGGUUCCAGCCAGUGGAGUGGACAUUGUGGAUCUGGAGGAUGAGGGAAGCUGUGUGAGGUUCAGCCCCCUGAUGACAGCAGCAGUUUUGGGAACAAAAGAUGAGGAUGUGGACAUGCUGGCCGAGCGUCUACAGGAGAAGAUCCCGGUUCUGAUCAGCACGCUGCGGCUGCGAGAGGAGUUCAGAGAGGAGGUGCACCGCACUGCAGCACUCACUUACAUAGAGGAUCUUAGCUGGCCAGGACUGGGAACAGUGAGGUACGAGAUGAGCAGAGAGGAACCUGAUGAGAGUAAGAGGCAGGUAGAGCUCGAGAAGAUAAACAGUGUGCUGCUGAAGAAACUAAAGGAGCUGGACUCUGACCUGACCUUCUCUACAGGACCAGAGUUUGGCCCAGAGAAAAACUGUGUUUACAUUGGCAUGGCAACAGAAGAUCUGGAUGUGGCCGAGGUGGUGGAGAUGAUCGCUACCAUUGGCCGAGAGAUCGAGGAGAACUCCAGGCUCCUGGAGAACAUGACUGAGGUGGUCUGCAAGGGGAUCCUGGAGGCAGAGCUGCAGCUACAGAAAGCCACAGAGGAGAAGCUCAUGGAGGAGGGAGUUUUGCGUCAGCUCCCAGUUGUUGGUUCCGUACUGAACUGGUUUUCGCCCGUCCAGAGCUCGGUGAAGGGAAGGACCUUUAACCUGGCGGCAGGUUCCGUGGACUCUACAGAGCCGACCUACUCAAUGAAGGCUCAAAGCACUGGAGAAACUCCGCCUCCUACUCCCACCUCUGCCCGCACUAAACACAGGCUCCCAGGUCAGAAGCUAUUCCGAAGGUCUCUGGCCAGCUCAGACUGUGUCAGUGAGACAAGCUCAGUGGGUCAGGUGGAGGAACUGGAGAAGGAGGAGCUUAGAGAGCCUGCCCCCGAGGGAAGGGAGGCCGACGUCCAAAAAGAACCUGAACCAGAGCCUGAGCAGAGGGGAGAAACCCCAGGAGAGGGCGAGGGGGGCGAACAAGAGGGAAAGCGAGAGCCGGAGGUAGAGGGCAGGGAGACAGAGCACCCCGAUAGCCUGAGAUAGGCACCCCACAGGAGAGUUGUGUGUCUUGAACACAACGCCUGCAGUUUAAGAGGAGAGGUUUGAGGUGGGGUGGCAGCAGCUCAGCCUGGGUGUGGGGGAAGCUAAGGAUAUCCAGAUUAUUUUAUAUUGAGAAAAAUAAUAUAUAUGAUAAAGUUAAUCUAUCUGUAACCUGAAGUGAAUUUGCAACUUGAAUACCUGAAACUCAAAAUAUAAAAAGAAUGUGAUAACAAACCAGUCCCUGGCAGCAUCAUUGUUUUUUUUCAUUCAGAAAUCAGGGGUUGCUAGCAUGGAACAUUUAGCAACUUAAAUCUGUAUCAUGCUGUACAGGAAUACAGCACCUUCUAAUAUAUUUAUGUACAACAAAAGCCUUGUACGGACAGAAUUAUGUAUCUGCUGAUGCAUGGAAGUAAAAUAAAAUUAGGAAGCCUGACAUCCAGAUGGCUUGGCACAGUAAUUACUUGUGUGCGACUUUAAUUAUUUAUUUGUAAUGAAAUGAUAAGCGUCUGUCAAUCUGAGAAUGUGCCAUAGUACAUAAUCCUAAACAAAUAAUAAUAAAAAAAAAAACACUGCUGCUGUUCUGGGUUUGUUCAUUGGCGUGCACCCUACUGGGGUUCAAAUGGGAGGCAAUGUCCUUUUUACAAGGCUCUUCAAUUGAGUUUCAGCCUGUGUUGGCCAGCCUCCUGUUGCAAGGUAUGGACUGGUGUUUUUCAGGUUGUAGUUCUCCAUGGCUCCCCCCAUACCCUGGAUCUGUUCCCCUGGCUGCCCAAAGAAGUUGUGUGCUCUGUGUGCCCUGUUUCAGCUACCACUGGCACUGAGCAGGGCAAAACAGUCCUGCAAAAUACAAACUCGCUGCCCAAGUGUCCAGUGACCUGAGAGAUGCUAUUCUCAAUACAAGCAUAUAAUUUCAUAUGAAUUCAUUUAAUAACAUUUAUUAAUGUUAAAAGCAUAGUGCCUCCUGCUUCCCAAAACCUUGAUGUUUUAAAUCACAAGUUGUUUAUUCUUAUAAAAAAUCUGAACCGUCCAGAGAUACUCCCAUAUAAGGAGCAAUGUAAAAAUGGUCUAUUAGUAACAAGAUGAAUGUUUAUAUGAAAUAUGUUUCCGAACAAUGAUUGGUCAUAGAAGUUUAGAUGCCUCGUGUUAUAAUGAUCUGUCCAGCAGCUGCACCAGGCAAGGAAAAGUCUGACCUGCUGACUAAUGCAUAUAGUUUUAUGCCUAGUUCACCUUAUGGCUUAAUGACCAGGAUGCUUUUCAUUUAAAUAAAUGAAGUUCCUAUAUUUAUAUGGUAUUCAUUAGGGUAGCUAAUAAGUUCAAGCUCCAGUCUUUCUCUCUCUCUAGAGAACAGCAGUGAGGGCUACUAGCAGAACAGUAAAACCAAACUGGGAACACCCAACUAUGUAGAUUAAAUGUGCUGGGUUUAUAUUGGUUAACUAACCACACACACACACACAAGCACCUGGCAUAGAAAACAAACAGGAGGCUAAAGUGACCCCUUAGUAAAAGUGUGUAAGUUUGUCUUGGGGGGGGGGUUGUAAGAGUCAAAUAUAGCCCUGUCCCCAAGUAGGAGGCAGUGGAUACUGUAAUGAAAAGAAGAAUACAUGCAGUGUGCUGGAACAAUAGUACUGAAAGCAGCUUCUGUAUUUCCAUUCAAGCACCGGUCUCUUUAUCCAAUAGGUUUUUAUAGGGCUUACCUAUGGAGUGUGCUGCUAACUGGUCUCAGUGGGAGGCUUUUUACUCAUGAAAGUAGUCCAGGCUGUGCUAUCAAAAACACUGCCCUCCUUGCUAGUGCUGAGUUGUGGUGUGUACUUGAGAGCAUACAAUAUUUUUUGUUUUUAUUAACAGUAGAUUGAUUACACUUGUGAAACCCAGAUCAUUUUUUUGCAAGUUCCCAACAGAGCUAAAGGUUUAGAUUAUUUGGGAAGUGUGAUAAUCUUUUUCUUUUAAAAGUGCUUACAGAUCUGGUCUUCCUGAUGUAUUUUUGGUGCAAUGAAGAAUAUUGAUUUAUAGAGGCUAGGGAGAAUGUUAGUUUGUGUCUUGGUUUAAUAUAUACUGCAAGGGUGGGAGGGGUAAUGUUUGUUGUUUUUACCUUAUUUUUAAUUUCUUGCUGUUUAAACACUAUAACUAUAUGUAUUUCAUGAUUAUUUUAAAAAGAGCAAGUCAUUUGGACUGCUGUUAAAAUUAUUUUUCAGUGUGAUUGUUUAAUGUUUUCUUGUGACAAUAAAUCCAACCCGAUGUCCUGUUCAGAUUUUGUUUUUGGGAAAAAAACUAUUUAUGUACCAAUCCUCAUUACUUUAUUAAACUUGGUCAUAAAACGGU